GUCCGAAAAGCACCAAAUGUUAUUUAAGAGACGAAUGUAUAUAUCGUGACUUUGAUAACUACGUAUGCAAUCUGACCACCACGAGAACGCCAGAUGUGCCCAUGGGAAGUAGUUUCUGUGUGAAGACGAGAAGAUGCAUCAUGUGGGCGGGACCGAACCAGACGCGCGUUAUAAUCACUUGUGCAGUCGAGUUUACAAAGUCUGGUUGGCUCAAAGGUACAAUCGAAAAGGCCUGUAUCGACGGACAAAAAGAAUAUCAGAAACGUCUAGCUCACGCAAUCAGAAAGUACAUCGGAGCUCAUCCAUCCGAGUUUCAAGACGAUAUUAAAUCGCCAGUCAGAGAGCAAUUUGAAGAGUCAUCAUCAGAAGAAUACAAGGAGCAAGGAACCAAUGGCGCGGACAUGGAUUCGGACUUGUCUGCUCCAAAUAAGGCUAGUCGACCCAAUAAGCAUCGUUUAUCAUGGUCGAAUGGCAGUGAGGACGAUACGGAAGAUUU
This is a messenger RNA of Paraglomus occultum, 496 nucleotides long. The record is from the annotation of a GenBank genome assembly. Lineage: Eukaryota; Fungi; Glomeromycota; Glomeromycetes; Paraglomerales; Paraglomeraceae.